Messenger RNA from Kickxella alabastrina, 1230 nucleotides. RefSeq lists its product as uncharacterized. NCBI's taxonomy places the organism in Eukaryota, Fungi, Kickxellomycota, Kickxellomycetes, Kickxellales, Kickxellaceae. The record is from RefSeq and is a predicted model, not a curated record. The transcript has a single exon. The coding region runs from base 1 to 1230 and encodes 409 amino acids.
AUGUUGAAGUGUCCCAAAUGCACGCGUCAAAUCGAAGCCUUUUCCGUAGACACCAACUGUGCGUUCCGCAUGUGCACCAACCUUUCGUGCACUUGGCCCUUCGAAGCCCCCGAUAUGGCGCAGUACUUUGAUCAUGACGCCACUGUUCCGUCUAUGCGCAAAAUAGCAAAGAAGCGCAAGGCCCACGGCGCAAAGGACGACCAGCACCGUCUCAAGGCGAAGAAACCCAAGGCCCCCGAAACAUUAUCGCCGCCGCCCGUGGUGCCUGUGAAGGACAGCCUGAUAGAACUUCCUUCGUGGCUCUCUGAUCUGUGCGAGCCCAACAAUGACCGCGCUACUUUAUCCAAUAGUAGUUUGCGGGCUUCUGUUGACGCCUCGAUGGAUAUUUUUGAUUCAGGUAAAUACAUUGAGGGUGCCAAUACCACAGGUGGGGUGGUAGGUGCCGCGGUUGGCGAGAAUUCCGAGAAGCUUCAUGGUUCUUCUUCGGGUGAUCGCGGAAACCUUGACAUUGAUGCGAGUGAUGCGUGGAUCCAGUCUCUGCUUACUACCCCUUUGCCGCCCCCUCCCUCUACUACGCCACACCGGUCUGAUGAUGGAGAGUCGGGCUCUUUGUUCGCCGAUAAUGUAGCCGAUAUUUUUGCUGCCUUCGGACAACAGCAACAGCAACAGCAACACGCGUCGGCGCCGCUGUCUAUCGCCGAUUCAGUUUUGUCCACGCUAACAGCCUCGGUUUCGGGAACUAACGCAGAUGCCGGUGUGCCACGGCAUAGUCGUCAGAACAGUCCAAACAGUGAGAGCGGGACGGAAGAGAUUGACAGUAGGAUGCGGAUAUCAGAGGAUGACUUUGCGAUGAUCAUCGACGAGGUCAUGAAACCAAAAGCACCUGCAGGAAUGUUGGACACUUUGGCGGUGACAUCGGCAGCGUUUGAUCCCAUCUCAAUGCUGUUGUCUCCCCCCAACUCGGCAGCUGUUGUGGGGAGCGGGUCGCUGGAUGUCCUGGGACAUUAUUACUGGCCAUCAGUCUCUUCAACUGACGCACUGACACAGACGCCGUUUGGUACAGAGCCUGACGGAUUGUCUAAAUCAGCAAGCCAGCUGCCCUUUGACUUUGACCUAUUCAAUGUUGUUCCCGCCACCAUGCCUGCACCUACUGCUGUGGCCACCGCCAUUACCGCCGCUGGAAAUGGCAACCAACACCCUGCGGAUGUGUUGACUUUUCAGGACAAGUAG